CCGUUGGUUUAUGCUGGUUAUAUUUUUAAAUGAAUUCUAUAUAUAAAUUUUGUUAACUCCAACGAGCGCUAUAAAAGGACCGAUGAAUUAUAUCAGUGGAAAAAGAAUCUGUGCAAAUUCACAAAACAACAGGUUCGCCAUUAAUUCUCACCCCAGCGCCAGUUCAAUUUCGCUCCAUAAUUCUUCAACAAUUAAUUGAGCACUCGACAAUAGCCUCUCGUGUAUCAACAAUAGCCACCGACAGUUGGAAAUUCUCCAGUAAUUCGUUAUCGCAAGUCCAUAAAACCACAGUCAAUGCAAUCGACUUUUCUGUCAAUGAUUUAAUUAAAACUUUCACUAGACGGGAUAUCGAAUUAUAAUUUACUGUACGUCGAUACUGAGACGUAUGUUCACGAUAAAAUGGAGCCCAGGCAUCUGCUUCUUGGUAACGGUGUUUCAUGAGUGGGUAAUACCCUCAGGGAAGAAGUUGAUACCAUGUAUCAAGUCUACGCAACUCUAUUGCCCCUCGUCGUGACAAUAUUUUCUGUCCUGUCACUGGAGGUCACAGAUGUGAGUGGACCAACGAGAGAGCAGGUUGCAGAGGCCCUCCAGACAGUUGGAAAAUUCCUAAAGGAUGACACCGGUAGCAGCUGGUUAGCAAGUGUGUCGCACAACGAGGACGAAGCGCUAACUACUGAAGAAUUAAUGCGGGAGAUAAUAAAUUCAACAGGAUCCAAUGGUGUUAGAGAAGCCGCUGGUAUUAUCACCGUUGCCCUUGAACUCCAGAAAUCCGCUGGAAAAGCUAAUGAAUCAUUGAUGAUUACGUCGGAGGGAUUAGAGAAAUUUAUUGAAACAAUCGCAGACAGAGACGAUGUGAUGUGCCUCUACCGAACGAAAUCUGAAGGGCCAGGGAUGAGGGCGGAUUGGGAAAAAACUGCGAAGACUGAUCUCUUGAAGGGGUAUGAUGGAUAUUUAGCCUUGGACACGGGUUUGCAAGAGGUUCUCUGUGUGAAAAGAAAAUCCUCAACCCAAGGGCCUGACCCAACUGUUAAUUCAACCCCGGAAACUUCGUCAAUACCCCCCGAGGAACUUCCCCAACCCAUAACUCCUGGAAAUGAAGGGGCCAAUGUUCCUAACGAAGUGGACGUAAAUAAUUCACCAGUUAAUGAGAGCGAAGAAACUGUUGGAAAGUCCUCCACCUCAGCCAAUUCAUCUGCAUCUGAUUUGGAAUCGAUGGAAGCCCUGCCUGCGCUCGAAGCCUCGAAUUCGGGGGAGGAAAUGCCGUUUGAGGUGAAAAUGCGAUCCAUGACUGGAGGAAGUCGUGGACCAGUGAACAAUAAAAUUAAGCAAGAGAAUCCCUGCUGUCCUCGCAAUGAUGACUUGAGGAAUUACGUGAAUAGCAGCCCUUCGAAGGACACCUCUAGCUCCAGAAAAUCAUUUGUUUUUGACGAUAAUCCGCCGCGCGAAUCCAGUAAUUACGCGCUCUACGUCUGUCCAUUUCAUGAAAUUUGUCGGAAGGUAAAAGCUCCUGAGAGGCAGUACAAAUUAAUGAAUAUUCCUUCGCAUUUGUCGGCGAAUAAUGAGUCACCAGAGAGAUUAUUAAAUCCACACGGACAACAUUCACUAUUUUCACGUAAUGGAAAUGGAUUUGUGAAGAAUUUACAUGAUAAUGCGAUUGUCAUGCGUCAAGGGUAUUCCAAGAACAUGAAUACGUAUAUCAUUCUACGAAAGAGAAAUAGUGAAGAGGAGAACGAGAAUUCGAAUCCAUUUGAUUCCGGGGAUCAUCAGAAUUUCCCCUUCACGCAGAUGCCUGUCAAACCUUCAUCAGAAUUUGUUGCCAGUCAGGUUCAUAGGGGAGGGUAUCCCUGGGUAUUUCUGGACCCAUACAGUGUCCUUGCCCGAAGUUACUCGGAGUUUGAUUCUCGCCGUAUCGGCACGUCAGGGAAUCGAGGAAAUGACAACUUUGGGGGCGGGGGAAAGAGGAAAAUGCCGAGUCUCAAGAUUUUCGUCAAUAGCCCGUCCAGGGAGCCCGUGAGACUGUCAAUUUGCACUCGUCUUGACGCGGAAAUCGAGGUUUACCAUAAUAAGGAGGAACUUGAGGGUCAUCAGAUGAGUCAGGUCAAAUUAAAAAAAUUCAACCCACAUGGCGACGACGGGGUAGAGGGACGAGGGGGUAAAUUGAGUGGAGAAAUUGAUAGACAGGAUUAUAAACACACUUUUGAUGCGCUGAUGGAUUUAUUAACUUCGCGUGAUUGAUGGUCAUGGGCGGGAUUUAUAGUAGUGAGGGUAUAGUUUUAUGGAUUACGGGAUUUAUCGUCGGAAACGCUGGGAAAAAUAUUAUUCUCCAGCAAACUGGCGCUCUCGUCGCUAGGUUCAUUUAUCCUAUUUUAUUCUAAUCUAUUUUCUUUUCAUUUUCGGAUUCAGAAGUGAAUUAAUUUUUUUUAUCAUUUAAUAAGUCAUAAAACCGAGCAAUUAAGCAGUGGUCUGGUAAAGAUCGAUAGAGCGUAUUUUUUUAGCGGAAGCUCCUGCGUACAACGGAAAAAGAAUUUUAAAAUCCUCAAAAUAUGAAUUUUAUGUUGAAAAAUAGGUCAACAAUGAAAAAAAAAAACAUGGAAUGUAACUCUAUUUGAAUCUAGUUUGGUGCGUCUCGUCAUGUAUACGUCGCCCCAGACAAGCCUUAGAUUGUUAUUAAUUAUGAAAAUAAAUCGGAACGCUCUUCUAUUCUCUUCAUUCUCUCCCUCGUAACUUCGUAAAGAGCGAAAAUCCGAGUGAUCUUUAUGUGACUAAGCGGAUCCUUCAGUACUAAUUAGAAAUGUUCAAACAGCUUCGAAAACUUUGUAGAGACAGAGUAGUUAAGCCAAUUGAAUAAGUUGAGAUAGAAGGAGCAGGAAUUUAUAAGAGUAGCUUUCACGCACUGAUGGUUUUCUCAACUGCAAAUGAUUAAAAUUAAUAUGUCAAAUUUAUAAUCUGUAGGUCCUCAUGAAUUAUAAGACGUUGCAUAGAGGAGUAUUUGUAUUAUCCCUUCGCCAACAUAAAUCCGAUGAACUACCCGUUCUCCAUAUGAGAAGUUUCGAGUUUGAAAAUUCCAUGCAGCCAAAUGAUAAUUAUUUUAGUAAUGAGAUCGCUCGGUACCAGUUAAAAACAUUCAAACAAGGUACCGAGAACUCACAAAUACCGGAAAUAUCUAGCUACACUAAUUAAAUUGAGAAAUUAAAAAAAAAACAGGAAGAAUUGUAUGAAUUCAUAAAUUUAUUAACUUUGGAUGAUUAAAUUGUUUCAUCAAAAUGCAUAGCCGUAUACUCUCGUAAAUUACCUAAUGUAUUACCAGAAAAUUAUGUAUCUUUAUUGUCCCCUUACAUAAUGAACUCAUUUUUACAUUUUGUGAAAAUAAAUCAGAAUAGAUCUGUA
This is a messenger RNA of Diachasmimorpha longicaudata, 3387 nucleotides long. RefSeq names its product serine protease gd-like. The transcript has 2 exons. The record is from RefSeq and is a predicted model, not a curated record. Lineage: Eukaryota; Metazoa; Arthropoda; Insecta; Hymenoptera; Braconidae. Gene Ontology annotation, molecular function: serine-type endopeptidase activity. The coding region runs from base 475 to 2235 and encodes 586 amino acids. Gene Ontology annotation, biological process: proteolysis.